UGGAGCGUACAUAAACACGGAAGCGGACAUUUGGUUGUCACCACUCUGUUCCGUUUACAGUAUUUGUUGAUUCUUUAGCCUUGAAAUCACGUACAUUUGCCCGAAAAUGCCUAUGAUGUGCGGGGGAACCAGCGAGGCGAAAGAAGCCACUCCGGAGAUCCAGGCGAUCUGUGACGAGAUGAAACCUCAUGCUGAAGAGAAAGCUGGACAGAAGUAUGAUGUCUUUACAGCCAAGCAGUACACAUCCCAAGUGGUGGCUGGUACCAACUUCUUCAUCAAGUGUGCACGUUGGCGGGACGAUCACAUCCACAUGCGAGUGUUCCAGAGUCUUCCUCACGCCGGCCUGAAGAAAGAGCUGCACAGCAUCCAGACCGCCAAGGCACACCAGGACCCCAUCAGCUACUUCUAACACACACGCACACACACACACACAUCCAGACCGCCAAGGCACACCAGGACCCCAUCAGCUACUUGUAACACACGCACGCACACACACACACACCACAUCCAGACCGCCAAGGCACACCAGGACCCCAUCAGCUACUUCUAACACACCACACACACGUUUUUUUUUAAAUGAAAUAAAAUCACGGUUGAUGAAAAA
Molecule: messenger RNA, 604 nt
Organism: Clupea harengus (Atlantic herring)
Lineage: Eukaryota; Metazoa; Chordata; Actinopteri; Clupeiformes; Clupeidae
Product: cystatin-B-like
Exons: 3
Coding region: 107-409 (100 amino acids)
Cellular component (GO): cytosol
Molecular function (GO): cysteine-type endopeptidase inhibitor activity
Source: RefSeq, a predicted model, not a curated record